This is a messenger RNA of Protopterus annectens (West African lungfish), 842 nucleotides long. RefSeq names its product GAR1 ribonucleoprotein (gene GAR1). The record is from RefSeq and is a predicted model, not a curated record. Gene Ontology annotation, biological process: ribosome biogenesis; snoRNA guided rRNA pseudouridine synthesis. Gene Ontology annotation, cellular component: box H/ACA snoRNP complex. The coding region runs from base 270 to 842 and encodes 190 amino acids. NCBI's taxonomy places the organism in Eukaryota, Metazoa, Chordata, Ceratodontiformes, Protopteridae. Gene Ontology annotation, molecular function: box H/ACA snoRNA binding. The transcript has 6 exons.
GUGAUGUCAAUAGGCUGCGACAUACGUGUUCUCCAAACUUGAUUUUUUUUAGCUUUUCUAUCGUGCCUCUCGUUUUGAUGCAGAAUCUUUACGGAUUAUGAUUAUUUGUUUCCCGGCAAAGGCUUCCUCUUUUGACAUGAACUCAGGUUUCUUUAUUAUUUAAAGAAGUUUCUACUUCCUUCCUGUCCAUUGAGGUGUUCUAUCCAUACUCGUAAUUGCUGCUUUUUGUGUGAGCCUCCACAUAGAAUUCAUUAGGUAGCUCAUUUAAGAUGUCUUUUGGACGAGGAGGCUUCAGAGGAAGAGGAGGAGGUGGUGGUGAUAGAGGGGGCUUCCGUGGUGGAGGGAGAGGUGGGGGCUUCAAUCGUGGGGGCUUCAAUCGUGGUGGAGGAGGACGUGGAGGAGGUGGUCGUGGAGGUUUUAAUAGAGGAGGAUUUGACCAGGGACCUCCAGAAAAUGUAGUAGUAUUGGGAGAGUUCAUGCACCCUUGUGAAGAUGACAUUGUUUGCAAGUGUACCGCAGAAGGAGUACCUUAUUUCAAUGCACCAGUUUACCUAGAAAACAAGUCUCAGAUUGGAAAAGUUGAUGAAAUCUUUGGACAACUCAGGGAUUUUUGUUUUUCUGUAAAGCUGUCAGAAAAUAUGAAAGCUUCUUCCUUCAAGAAACUGCAGAAGUUUUACAUUGACCCAGCAAAGUUGCUGCCUCUUCAGAGGUUCCUGCCAAGACCACCAGGGGAGAAAGGACCACCAAGAGGUGGUGGAAGAGGUGGCAGAGGAAGAGGAGGUGGUGGCCGUGGAGGAAGAGGUGGUGGUAGAGGAGGCUUUGGUGGAGGUACUGUAUCAUGA